Messenger RNA from Penicillium daleae, 3426 nucleotides. RefSeq lists its product as uncharacterized. The transcript has a single exon. The record is from RefSeq and is a predicted model, not a curated record. Lineage: Eukaryota; Fungi; Ascomycota; Eurotiomycetes; Eurotiales; Aspergillaceae. Gene Ontology annotation, molecular function: phosphomevalonate kinase activity; FAD binding. Gene Ontology annotation, biological process: cholesterol biosynthetic process. Gene Ontology annotation, cellular component: cytoplasm. The coding region runs from base 1 to 3426 and encodes 1141 amino acids.
AUGGCCACUCUCAACACUCUCAAGCUGGCUCUCAGGCAGGAGGCCAGUGCAUUUUCAUCGCCAAGACAGCCCCUAACAAAUGCCCAAUACAGUAUUGGCUUCGAAAUUUUGAUGCGUGAAUCAGCAUGGAUAACAUAUCGAGACUUCAUCAUCCCCCAGCUAACUCAAGUGCUUACCCCCUUUCUGGAAUCGCAGACUAGCAUCUCGGUCCUAGAAAUCGGACCUGGUCCAAAGAGCGUGCUUGGUCAGCUUCCCAGAGUCCUGAGAGACAUAAUCAGAAGAUACACAGCAUUUGAACCGAAUGAGCUCUUUGCCAUACGAAUGGAGGAAUGGCUUUACCCAACGUCUGGAACAGAGUCUCCGCUGCCCUGUCUCGAACGUCGGGCUACGAUUCAUCGAAUGCCAUUCAGUCUUUCUGAGACUGUUACUGGAAUUGACAAAUUCGACGUCAUUCUCUUCUGCCACAGCAUGUAUGGCAUGAAUCCCAAAGUCACGAUCAUGCAAAGGGCACUGGAAAUGCUAGUUGACCAGCCCAAACACGGAAUAGUCGUCGUUUUCCAUCGGGACGGCUCACUACACUUUGAGGGCCUAGUGUGCCAUCGAACAGCUUCUUUCCCAACAGGAGCUGUCUCCGUGGCAGAUGACAAUCAAGAACUGGAUCGUUUCACCUCCUUCGUGGCGGGUUUCACCUUAGAGGAUAUCAAAAAGUACAGGGCUCUUCGGAUCGCAUGGCAAAAGGUCUGCCGUGCCUUGGGUCGACGUGAUAAGUCCUAUCCCGGGCAACUCUUCUUUAGCUCGCCCGAUAUUAUGACAACCUUUACCAGGCAUGCUACUGGACUGCCAGAGCUAAUGAUACAAAUGCCGUUACUGGAAGGAGCCAGGGUUGUCAAGAACCGAGAGGCUGUAUCUCACCACCCUGCCUUUAUUGUGAGGCCGAAGGAGAUUCGACACAUUCAGGAUUGCGUUCAAUGGGCACUGAGACACCGGGUUGGUCUGACCAUCACCGGUGGAGGCCACAGCGGCCACUGCAGAUGGCCCAACGUUGUCGCCGUCGACAUGAGUGCCUUUGCUGAAGUCCACAUUCUCACUGCCGGACACUGUGGAGAAGGAUCUGGCUCUGAUUCUGGUCCCCUGAUCAUCGCCGAAGCCGGCUGCACGACUGGUGAUAUUAUCCACGAAGCCAUGGAGGUGGGCUUGACAGUUCCCCUGGGGUCCCGUCCCAGCGUUGGUGCAGGCCUAUGGCUACAAGGCGGCAUCGGGCAUCUGGCACGACUGUACGGGCUCUCCUGCGAUGCCAUUGUUGGUGCCGUCAUCAUCAGCGUUGAAAAUGGCCAGAUCCUGUGCAUUGGCCACGUUCCAGUUCAUCAUCACCCAGCAAGUGCCAUAUGCCCUACGAAUGAAACUGAACUGCUGUGGGCCAUAAGGGGCGCUGGAACCAACUUUGGCAUUGUCGUCAGCGUCGUGUUCAAAGCAUACCCAGCUUUGACAAAAUCCGUGCGCAACUGGGUUAUCCCACUGAGUGAUAAGAAUGAAGCAGGACCCAAAUUCAACUAUCUUGACCACUUCGUCGCCCAGAAGCUCAGUGAGGAUUGCUCGCUAGAUCUGUACAUGUACUUCGACAAGGGCAAGCUACAUUUGGGCGUUGCCUUGUUCGAGAAUCCGACAGCCCAGUCCACCUCAAUCGCCGCUUUCAUAGGCAGAACUUUAGGGCCGGAAAACAGUUCGAAGACUGUAGACGGCGUGGGUUUGUUUGGGGCUGACAUGUUCAUCGCCGAGAUGCAUGGCGGGCACGGCGGAAACAAGACAUCCUCGUUCAAGAGAUGCAUCUUCUUGAAAGAUAUUGGAGAUCCGAGAAUCGUCAACAAGCUGAUCAAAGCCAUGAAGACUCGCCCCACGCCACUCAGCUACCUCCAUCUCCUCCAAGGUGGCAGAGCGAUGCGCAGCAUAGCAGCUCAUGCGACUGCCUUUGGCUAUCGAGACUGGGAUUUUGCUUGCGUGAUCACAGGAGUUUGGCAUCGCGACCAAGAUGAAACCGAGCUCGCUCGCUCCGUCGUGGACUGGGUAUACAAUCUCGCCACAGAGUUGCUACCCUUGAGCCGAGGAAUUUACAGUGCAGACCUCGGGCCUGAUCCGAGAGACGCUACUCUAGCGGCUAAGGCUUUCGGCCCGAACCGGCCGCAUUUAGCUCGUCUCAAACAUAUCUUGGAUCCGCAUGAUGUGCUCGCUUAUGCUUGUCCCAUUCGCAGAUUCCCUAUCCGACAGAGGCUUAUAGUCCUCGUGACGGGCGAAAGUGGUGCCGGUAAGGACUAUUGCGCGGAGAUCUGGUCAGCCAAUUUCAACGCAAAUACGGACAGCAACCUGGAUGCGCGCACAGUUAGCAUCAGCGACUUGACAAAGAGAGAAUACGCUGCAGCAACUCCUGGCGUCGAUCUCGCACGCUUACUUAAUGACCGUGCUUAUAAAGAAAGGCACAGGUCAGCGUUGACGGCUUUUUUCAAUGACCAGCUGAGGCGUCGACCUGGAUUACUGGAAGAGCAUUUUCUGGACGUGGCAUACCAUGCCAUGAAUGUGGAUGUGCUGUUCAUCACGGGGAUGAGAGAAUCAAACCUGCUGGCAGCUUAUUGGCACUUGGUGCCAGAAUGUAGAUUGCUCGAAGUUCGCGUCCAAGCGACCAAGCACACCCGACAGGCGCGUCGGAGGUUUCCCGAUGAUGAUGCUGAUGCUGAUGGUGACGAGGUAACGGUAUGCGAUGACUGUCCAAGUCUCAUCUUCAACAAUGAAAAUGCCGGAACAGAUGCGGUGCACAAGUUUGCUAUGGAUUCCCUGCUGCCCUUGUUCGAUGAGGAUAUUCAGCGCCUGGCUAACAUGGUGCGCCCUGCACCCGACUUUCCACGCCAGGGUAUCACCUUCCAACAUGUGCUCGACAUCGCGCAGCAACCAGGUGGGCUAAAGCUGUGCACACGCCUACUGGGAAAAUUUUACGUCGGUGACUGGACUCGUGUUGGUGCUAUAGUGUGCCCUGAGACCGGUGGCUUCAUCUUCGCCUCGCCGUUGGCAGAGCAAUUCGACAUACUUCUAGCACUGAUUCGGGAAGCUGGUAAGCUUCCACCACCAACUAUUGCUGUCUCCAAGCCGACUUCACAUAUUUCAUCUUCGACAUCCGGUCAUGCAAAGGAAAGCAGUCUUGAAAUGAAGAUGUAUUUGAUCCCUCAAGGUUCUUCUGUGGUCGUGGUGGAUGAUGUCCUUGCGACGGGAAAGACCCUGUGCGCUGCGCUAGAGUUAUUGCAGGAAUCUGGCAUCAGAAAGAAUGAUAUCAGCGUCUUGGUCGUGGCUGAGUUCCCUGUUCAUCGUGGUCGGCGAUUGUUACGCGAAUGUGGGUUUGGUUCUGUGAGCGUUCGAAGUCUUUUGGUUUUCGAUGGGGUUUGA